Messenger RNA from Lytechinus variegatus (green sea urchin), 4314 nucleotides. RefSeq lists its product as uncharacterized. Gene Ontology annotation, molecular function: serine-type endopeptidase inhibitor activity; endo-1,3(4)-beta-glucanase activity. NCBI's taxonomy places the organism in Eukaryota, Metazoa, Echinodermata, Echinoidea, Temnopleuroida, Toxopneustidae. The transcript is spliced from 17 exons. Bases 513 to 4073 code for a protein of 1186 amino acids. The record is from RefSeq and is a predicted model, not a curated record.
UAUAGCUUCCCAAUCUUCGGGACAGUGUUUCUUCUGAUUUGACUUUGUUUUUAAUAUGCUUAAAGUGACCUUCAGGGAUUGUUACAAAAGCAAAGUCAUUCCGUUCAAAGUUCAUGCAUUCUUUGCUUUACAUUACUACUCUUCAAUAGCUGUUCAGUCUAAAUUGAAUUUUCUAAGAGCCAAAGCAGUUUUAGAAUCACUUGUGUCGAUUAUGAUCCACGCAUGAUGCAUGGUUGCAACCGUGAUUUAGCUUCUAUCUUAAGUUCCCUUUUACUCGAGCAUUAUACACGCAUUGUCUCCAAGAAAAAGGUGAACCAACCAGUAGUGGACAUCACUGUUAAAAGAUAUCCAGAAAGAAUUGGUAUUGGCAAGCAGUCGAGAGAAAGGAUCCCGCGAACUUACUCUGCCGAAAGAGCUACAACAAGAGGAAGAGGAUAAACAGUAGUGAUCACGAAAGCAGAGUCCCUCACUGGAAUAGCUGAAAGUGCACACCUUAAAACAAAAUAUUUGCGAUGGUGGCCAAAGAGUCUUUGGAGAUGUCAUCAACUGACCAGCUUGCGAAUGGUCAUGCCGAGAGCCAGGACGAUAUCAAGAAAGCCCAGACUGGGAAUGGCAUCUACUGGUUCACAUUCGGUGUCAUCUUCCUCCUCGUCGCUGCCUGUGUUAUCAGUGUUUCAGUAAUAUUUACAAGAGAAGAUUGCAAUUGUGAGGGUGAUUUUGAGCCAAUAGUGGGUUCACCCUCCGAACCACCGACGACGACGCCGAGGUUCACCAGUCCUCAGACAGAGGCAGAUAUAUGUAGCCUUCCUGUCGAUCCCAAUAAUUGUGGAGAAUCUUUGCCCCGGUGGCGUUACGAUACGGAAACAUCAUCAUGUGUCGAAUUUAUUUACACUGGUUGCCCUGACAACAAAAAUAACUUCGCGACAGAGGAUGACUGCCAGUCCAUUUGUGGAGAUGCUGGCGGUCUCCCACCUACCUGUACCCAACUACAAGAUACUCCCCUAGAUACCCUUGAUGUGUCAGACAUCUUCGGUACCUCAACAACUCUAUUGACUGUAGCACCACCGAGUGACCGGGUCGGAGAGCUAAGGACAAAUGGGGCUCUACCAACAGGUCACUUUGCCUGCAACCAAAUCAACCAUGGACCGCUUAGUCCCAUCAGACAGUUUCCCCACUCAGCAACAAUGGACGAGAUGGGAAUUACAUACGAAGCUUACACUUUGGAAAGGUGGACUGAUCCAAACCGUCAGGAUCCUUUUUAUGAACUAACUCCGGGAAAGGACGGAGCACCUUGGGACAAAAUUGAAGAACUAGGAGCCGGUAUGAAGCAGAUGGUUUCAGCUCCAGAUAGUCUUCCCUUUUCUAUCUUCUCUGGACUCACAGGGAUUAGGGUUAGUCUCGAAGACAAUGAAAAUGAUCCGAUUAUGACUGAUUUUGGAGAGAUGUACGCCAACUUUCUCUACACCGAUGCUAACGGUGGCACAAUGGAGUUGCCACUAGUUCGAGGGUCGGGAAUGUUAACACAUCUCUUCACCGAUGCUAUACCGGUCCUUACACCAUAUUGUCUGCGUGCUAUCAAUGACGAGCCAACAUCAUUCGAAUGCCCUGAGGAGGAGUCAGUUGAAAAUGCAGGGAGUGGAUACGUGGAAGCUUCGUGCAACGCAUCUUCAGAAUCAGCUACUUUUGUCCUUCAUCUAACAAAACCCAUCAAGGAUAUCAGUGAUGUUCAAUGGGUAGCAAGCGAAUCUACCGAGUGGGAUUCGGACAACGGUGGUUUUAUGACAUGUGAUGAAACUUGUUGUGAACUCUCUUCCGAUGGUAAAACCGUGACCAUCCACCUCGAAGGCGCUGUCUCUUCCGUCAACUAUGCUAUCAACGUCAUCAACAAGUACGUCGUCCCACAACACGACUACAGUUAUUACUGGUAUCGAAAUCCAUUGACGGUGGCAUGCACUAAUAGCAGCGAUGUGGUUGUUUCGAGAGGUCAACGAAUGCCAGUAUGGUUCUACGGAACUGCGAGUGUGGAUUCUACGAUGUGUCAACGGGAUCUUGUCGGUGGGUACGAGGUGACAGCAACCCUCAAGCUUAGCAGUCCUGCUAAUAGUCUUCAAGAGGUCCAAUAUCUAAUUGCUGAUGUAAAUGAUGAAUGGAACUCUGUGUAUUCUUGGAACACGUGUAACGCAAACACCUGUGAUUUGGAAGACGAUGGUUUCACAGUCGUCAUGACAUUGUCUGUUAAUUAUACCAAUGUCAACUUUGCUGCAAAUGUGAUUGGGCAAUUUGUGACGGAGUCAGUACCAGCCAACUGGAGACGUCAACCAGAAAAGAUCUACUGCCCUGGUGGGGAUCCCGCACCAACCCCACAACCAAUUACACUCACCGACAACCGCUUUAUCUUUGAACUGUCCGAGCCCCUAACCAUCGAAGGUGUUACAGACUCUACCAGGAAAUACGCCGUAUUCUUUUCAGAACGGAUGACCAUGACAUUCGACGUAAAUGGAGCCUCUUUCGUUCCUGCGAGACCAUUGGUAGACAAAUUCACUGGUAUUAUGCAGCUCGUCUACGCAGGAAGUGGCACACCGGGUAAUUUUACAUGGGUUGAUAAGCUUGCAGAUUUCGCAGGCGUGUAUUCUUACAAGCCAAAGACCAGAUUCUGUACCGAAGGAGACAAAGGUUAUAUCAGCUUCGACUGGAAUAAAAAGGGUGAUGACUUUCUUGAAACCAAUCCCAAUCUGGACCUGCUGACUGUUGUUCUCCCACACCAGGAGCCGUUGCUAGGUGACAAUCUUGUAGAGACUCCAUUUGGGUAUAAGGGAUACGUAGGAGAUAAUUGGGUGAUGGAAGAGGACCUUCCUCCGGCCUCCAUGGAACCAAACAUGGACGCUGUCGAACGUAUUAAGGGUCAACCAGACAAACUGCAGAAUGUUCUUCAGGCUAUUGAGAAGGACACUGCCCAGCAAACCUUAGAAUUAGAUUGUACCACUGCAUCCAUCCAUAGCUAUGAGGCAGGAAAAAGCAUAGGAAUGGUUGCUCGUUUGGCCAGUAUCUCUCGAGCUUUUGGCACCGAAGACUACAUCGAACUUGAUCAGUCUCUUCGACGUUGUUUAGACCUCUGGCUGGGCAUCGUAGGUGGAAUUGCAGAAGAUAAUGUUAUCCGAUACGACACUGUAUGGGGAGGCUUGUGGAUGCGUGGAGCAGGACCAGAUGAAGAGCUUUUCCCUUGGACAAACUAUGGGUUCAUUAGCUAUGCUGACCAUCAUUACCACUUUGGCUAUUGGCUCUAUGCCAUUGCCUAUUACGCCAAAUACUAUCCAGUGUGGGCUUUCAAGGAAGAUAAUUACAACCGCAUUAUGGCAAUGGCUCGGGACGUGGGAAGUCCUAGUAAGGAUGAUCCCUACUUCCCUACGGUUCGUCAGAAGGACUGGUAUACCGGAUCAUCCUGGGCGACUGGUAUCGGUGGAGGCACUCGUCAACAGGAGGCAAUAGCAGAGGCAAUCAACUGUUACCAUGCCCUUGCAGCUCUUGGUUUGGCAAUGAACGAUACCAAUCUACAGGCAAUUGGACAGAUCACAACAGCCACUGAGAUUCGUGCAGCAAAGACAUAUUGGCAGGUGAGAGAGAACAACAGACAUCUCUUUCCAUCUCUCAUCCAGCGCUGGGGAGUGAUUGGACAGCUCCAGGAAGAUGGCAUCUUCUACUACACGUUAAACUGGCCCUGUGAACCUGAUCAGUUCCCUCAGCGCCAUGCCUGUAUAGUCGGUAUACAGAUCAUUCCAAUCAUCUCUAUCUCAUAUCUCUACAUGGAUCAGGAAUGGGCGGAGAGUGUGUAUGACGUCUGCAGUCACUCCAUAGACCCCUCGUCUGCACCCGGUGGAGGUAUGGUAGACAGUGAUUGGUACACCCUCGACCCUGUAACCACACGCUUUGGAUCCUUCUGUCAGUCUAUCAUGGCUAAAGUUAACGAAACAACAAAGCAGGAGGCAAUAGAUUACAUAACAAAUCUAGAGACUACAGACUUGGAACCAGGCAGUGGACUAGCCAGUACUCUACUCUUUAUUUACGAAUCCGCCUGAUCAGGGGCACAUACUUUGCUCUUAUAUCAUUUUUUUAUAUAUUGGUAGAGCCAUUAACUUUACAAUGUAUGUUAAUUCAUAUGACUUUCUGUCCCCAACACCAGUGGCGUACCUGGCAUAUUUCGUCAGGGGGGGGGCAAGCGACAAGGAUGAGCAAGGUGGGGGGUACACUCUAAAAAUUCGAAUGUUAAAUAAACAUUUGAAAGGUUGGAGGAGUCGACAACCUUUUCCAAAUGUUAAA